CGACCGCUUAUCACACCAUUGUAUUUUUCUUCCUCUGCUUUCAAUCUCACUUGCAUGACGUCCUACACCAAUUUCUGUUUCAUGCAAUACAUCCGCUUCUCGGCCUUCUUUGGCGAAAAUGGCAGUCUUCGUGAUGGCAUCGCGGAAACGUUCUGGUUUUAUUCACAGAACCUGCCCACUGUCGCGCUUCUGCUACCUCGAGCGGGUCUCUCCCUCACUUUGCUAUUCGCAUUCACAUCUGCGUCUCCUGAUUAUGUCGCUAUGCUCGAAGCUGGUCUCAAUCUUCGCGAUGCAACUUACUUCCGUGCGUCAGACGGUACACUAACGGAUUACGCCCGUCUGUGGAUUCUGAGCUGGCCAGGGUGGGAGGAGGAUCACGAGAAGUCUAUGCCCAACCACAGCGAUGGUGCCUCUGAAACAGAUGCUCUUCUCUGGAGCUGGAGAAUUUGUACACGUCUCCGCAUCCAAGAAGCUUAUGACUUUUGCUUAACGGUGAAGCCUCCUGCACGGUGGUCUGGUACUGCAAAGAAGGAAGACCCGGGACUGCUAGGGGUGGAAACUUCCCCACCGUUUGAGGUCGAGCAGGUGCUCGCGGCUGUUGGUUUCCCUUCGGCGCCACCGCCAGCAAGACGCGGGAGGAAUCUGGGGAGGCGCCAGCGCCCCCCACCGGAACUGUCUGAGAUCAUCCCGAAGGUUGUGAAGAGAUCAUCGAAGGACAAGGAGAUGACUGGUCCUUCAGCACCCCUGCUGAAACUUCCGUAUCCAUUCGCUGCGUAUAGCGCUCAAGUGUCAUCCAAGGAUCAAAUCCCUUUCCCGCCUUCCCCUGGUUCCAGGAAGGAGAAACGUAGGUCGCCAAUCACCAGCGGCUCUGAACAUCCAGGACAAGACGAUGAAGAGGAUGAAGAUACUGACGACGACGACGACGACGACGAAGAGGCAGGGGAGGUCGAGAUCGAAGUCGAGGAGAACAGCGAAGCUCAGCCACGCACCUCAGGUUCGAUGUCCAGUCUUGGGCAGCCUGUAAUGUCUCGUUAUCCAUUCCAACUUCGCCGUCCUGCCCGCGGAGGCUCUGUAUCUUCGGCUCCCGGUACACACUCGACUCCUAGGACCCAUGCAUCUACGAAUACCCGCUCAACGGAGUCGAGAGCGUCACAUUCUACACAAUCUACCGGCAAUCGGGAUACUUCAUCUGAGUCUCCCAACUCCCAUGAGGGCAUGUCCAGUCCUGGCUCCGGAUAUGGUAGCCCAAUACCUAUGCCGCCUCGUCACCCCCAACCAGGUCGUGGUCGCGCUCUGUUGUCCUCAUCUCCCUCUCCGAUUGUGUACACUGGUCGUGGUGCUUCUACCAGAAUCCGGGUCGACAGCGGCCAGACAGAGACCUUCAGCGGUGGUGGUUAUGAAUCAUUCCUUAGCGAAGAGGUUGACGAUGAGGCAGGGGUGGAAGGGGAGGAGGAAGAUGAAGAUGAAGAUAAUGAAGAUGAUGACGAAGAGCCGCAGAUGAUGGAACAGCCUGUGCCCGAAGGUCCCCAUGAAGCUGCAGAAGGCGAGGAUAGCGUUGGUCUCCUCAGUGUUGGUCCUCGCAGCCCGAAAUCUUCGAUGGUCAGCAGCCGUCGCCAUUCUGGACGUUCACAAUCUGGGCGCUCACGAUCUGAUUCUCGUUCUGGCUCUCUGUCGGGUUCGUCGAGAUCCCGUGCUGGUUCAGCCGUCCGUUCGCGGGCGCAGUCACUCAUACAGAGCAUCGGAGCCGCCUCGCGAUCGUCGCUGGACCUUGUCCAGACCAUGCGCUCUCGUGCAAAUUCGUCUAUGGCUCGUCUUGAGGAGGACAUGGUGUCCUCAUCCGACUCUCGCUCACGUAGUGGGUCAGAGGGAGUGCACAGUAGCAACGAGAAUUAUACCUUUGGAGUCAGGCCACAUGUAGGUCAAAGCUCCGGGUCCCGUCUGAGAGAGGCUCCCUCGAACCCUUCCUUCUUUGCCCCCUCUAUUUCUGCACCUUCGGAAGCCACUACCUCUCAUCUCACUGCUCGUCCUACCUCCUGCGAGCCAGGCUCCUCUGUCUCCGGUGAACCUGUUCCAGCAAGCUGGCAAGAAGCGUCGCACAUGUUUGACAGACCAGGUACUGAGUGGAGACCUGCAUGAACACUGCCUGAUUUUCUCUGAUUUUUUGCAUGCUACUUAUUUGACAUCAUCUAUUCACAUCCUUCUCACAUCAUGACCCGCAACUUCACAUUCUUCAUCUCAUAAUUCAACACUGGAGUUACAUUUCAUUCACACUUAUUCCCGCGCGAGACCGUUUAAUUCUACUGCCGUUGGUACUGCUGUUGUAUCUAGCUCACAUCCAAGUGUCACCCUCAUGAAUUUGAACUCUUGCAUCCUAAAGCCUGCCAUAACUAUUCCACGUCGCACAGAGAUAUAUUCUGCACUCG
Molecule: messenger RNA, 2423 nt
Organism: Suillus paluster
Lineage: Eukaryota; Fungi; Basidiomycota; Agaricomycetes; Boletales; Suillaceae
Exons: 7
Source: RefSeq, a predicted model, not a curated record